Molecule: messenger RNA, 1482 nt
Organism: Stylonychia lemnae
Lineage: Eukaryota; Ciliophora; Spirotrichea; Sporadotrichida; Oxytrichidae
Source: the annotation of a GenBank genome assembly
AUGCAAAAGAUCAUAUUUGCUGCAGCAAUCUUGCUCGCUUCUUGUUAAGGAAUAUAAGUUAGUCAAGCUCUCUAAAAGCAAAGAGGGUAACUUGGAUGGAGGUAAGAAGUAACAAAUAACUUCACCUGGAAUGCUACUCAAGAGCUUAAUUGGUCAGUUGUCAAUGCUUUCAUAGAUGUGCAAACAUCGCCUGAAGGAGAUAUUUUCGCUAUUCAGAAAAUAUCUUCAGAUGUAUCUGAUACAAAGUACCAUCUCUACAAUUACAACAUAUCAUCAAACAUUUGGAGUCUUGUCAACAGUAGCUUCCAGGUUAAAGCUGUUAGAUUCGACAGACUUGGUAAUAUUUAUUACCUAGACCCUGAGAACUGCGUGAGAAACUCUGAAAAGGUAAAACUUAUUUGCGGACUUUCAGACUUUGAAGUUACAGUAAACAAAGAAAUUUUGGGACUUCAUGAUGGUUCAAAUCUUCUUUAAACUGAUAAUCUUUAAAGUACUUACAAAGCAGCACUAGUGAGUCCAUUCAAAUAUAAGGCAAUCACUGGUUUCAAAGGAAUAACUCUCUUGAGAGAUGAACCAAUCUUUAUAGCAAACGAUGGAACUGUUGAUGCCAAAUACGGAGGUGAAAAGUUAAUUAGCAUCAGCGCAGGUAUUGAUGGUUCUCUCUGGGCCUUAUUAGAUGAAGAAAAUGCAGUUGAUUACACAGUGCUAAAGUGGCAAACUAUCACUUAGAAAUGGUACAAAGUAGAUGGUGCCAAAGGAGUUUCUCUCUCAGCUUACAAUGAAAUCUCAGUAGCAAUCGUAGAUUCUAAAGGACUUUUAAGUUUAUCAUCUUAAGUUGGCCAUUAAAAUGAGGCUGACUAUACAGCUUCAGUUGUUCAGCCACCAACUAAUCCACCAGUCUCAGUUAGACCAGAUAUUACUUCUUUCACGAGCAACCUUGCUACUUUCGAUGAUUUUAAAUGGUUGUCGACUGUUGUUCCAGGUAAAAACUUUUCAAGAUUUGAGCAAAAGUUUCACUCAUAAUUUGGUGGUUUGACCAGAGAAUCUGCUAUAAAUGCAAUUGCUAAUAUACCAAAUUUAUUUAUGAUCUACAAAACCAACUAUAGCGCUGUAACCGGAUUUUAUUUAUAGGAAUCUUUGCCUGCUACUAAUGAAACUCUUGUCAUCAAACCAAAUUAUAAUGUUAUCUAUUCAAUUACAAACAGAGUUUCAUUUGUACCCACGACCAAAAACAUUACUUAUUACUAAAACGAGGAUAUUACUAAACAUUUUAUUGUCUUAUCUGAUAAAGCAGCAUUGAUUUUCCAACCGCACUGUGGUUCCUAUAAUAAUGGGUAAUCUAAAGAUAACUUCUUUGAAAUGCCUCCAAAUGAAAAUUAGAAUAGAGUUAUGUCUACAACCCUUACUGGUAAUCCUUCUUCUCAAUUAGGCUCAGAAAAUGUGGCUUGUGUUGAAAUAGAAUACUAUCAAGGUAUUAUUUGA